Molecule: messenger RNA, 751 nt
Organism: Helianthus annuus (common sunflower)
Lineage: Eukaryota; Viridiplantae; Streptophyta; Magnoliopsida; Asterales; Asteraceae
Exons: 2
Coding region: 211-705 (164 amino acids)
Source: RefSeq, a predicted model, not a curated record
UUAACGCGUAUUGCUUUAUCUUUGUAGUUACUCCAUGAUGACGGUGACGAUGAUGAUGAUGGUGGUAGUGGUGGUCCUACGGGUGGUAAUGGUGAUAUUGGUAGUGGUGGUGGUAGUGACGUUGGUGGUGGUGAUGGCGGCGAUGUAAAGCAGGAAGAAUGUGAGCUUGAUGAAGACGCGUCUCUUAUAUCCGAUUCUCAUCAAAGAGGCAUGGCUCGUGUGAGAGGCUACAAAGUGAAUCGCAGCAUUGCACCAACUCUUGAACACAUUUUCAAUGAACACGGUGACAUUGCAGCUAGGUGCAAAUUUUCCUCGAGUCUCAAAGCAUUUUUCCUUGAGUCUGUUUGUAAAGUUUUCAGGCAGAUCCAAACCAACGAUAUCGAAAAACUAUCAGAAGUAAAGGCUGUGCUGUCGGAUUUAAAGACAGUCAAGAUUGAUGUGGCAUGGCUGGAAGCUCUCCUUGAAGCCAUUCGCAAGAAGAAGGAGGCAAAUAAACAGUAUUGUUUGUCUUUGGAAGCGAAAAUAGGCAUCAUGAGGGUUAAAAAUUCCUUCGAGAUAGAUGUGAGAAGGGGACGUGCGGAGCUUGUUGCUUUACGAGAACAUAUUAAAGAGGCUCAAAAGGGUGCGGAUGCAAUGCGUCUUGUUGAAAAGUAUCUAGAUGACACCCGCAAGGAUCUUGAAGCUGACCCGUAUCUGGUUAUAUAGGCUGAUUAGAUUAUGCUAUGGUGUGUAAGUGAACACGAGGGGCAGU